AACUCAUCUUCAAAUUCCCAAAAAAAAAAAAACUAAAGAGUAUUAGUUACGAGAAAAAAAUGGUGAACAUGAAGAGUGUUGCAUUGAUAGUUAUAGUUAUGAUGGCGUUUAUGAUGGUGGAUCCAUCAAUGGGAGUGGGAGAAUGUGUGAGAGGACGUUGCCCAAGUGGGAUGUGCUGCAGUCAGUUUGGGUACUGUGGUAAAGGCCCAAAGUACUGUGGCCAUGCGAGUACUACUGUGGAUCAGCAAGCUGAUGCUACUACGACCAAAACUGCCAAGAAUCCUACCGAUGCUAAAGUUGCUGGUGUUGGUAGUCCAUGAAAGUAGUAGAUAGGUUCACGUACUCAUAAGCAAAAUGUGCUUUGCUUUAGUACUGUUUUCUUAGAUGUCUGAAAUAAGCUCCUAUAUAACUACUAGCAUCUUGAUGUAAUGGAGUAUUUUCAUUUUGUUUUAUUUGAGUUAUGAUCGUGACUUCCUUGUGUUGGUUAACUUGUAAGUUGUAAUGCAUGUUAAAUGCUGUCUCAAAUAAAUUAUCUAUUAACUUUUAUUGAAAUAAAAUGCAGUU
Amaranthus tricolor (Joseph's coat) is the source of this 564-nucleotide messenger RNA. Its product is annotated as antimicrobial peptide 2. Gene Ontology annotation, molecular function: chitin binding. NCBI's taxonomy places the organism in Eukaryota, Viridiplantae, Streptophyta, Magnoliopsida, Caryophyllales, Amaranthaceae. The record is from RefSeq and is a predicted model, not a curated record. The transcript has a single exon. The coding region runs from base 60 to 320 and encodes 86 amino acids.